AUGAAGCCAACCUUUGCAGCCGUUUGCUUCCUAGCUACAGUUGUGUGCACUAUUGCGCUGCUGCCUGAGAAAAUCUGCAGAGCACCACAUCCCAAGCAACCCUGCGACGCUGGUACCCCGAGGAAAUGGUUAUUCUACUUUAACAACGGCACUGACCGGUGCACGAAAUACAAAGGAUGUGGAAAGGGUAUGAAUGACUUUGGAGCCAUAGCUUGCUGCAGAGACUCGUGUCCAUACGGUCAACACAAGCCAAAGCGCGCAGACAAGCCAAAGUCCCCGAAGACCUCAACGCCUACUCUCCCAUCAUUCGGUAACCAUCACCGUCCACUGUCGCGAGCUAAACAAAACCAUAUACGUCAUAUGAGCGGCCUGUUAUCUGUUUUUUUGUGA
Molecule: messenger RNA, 390 nt
Organism: Ixodes scapularis (black-legged tick)
Lineage: Eukaryota; Metazoa; Arthropoda; Arachnida; Ixodida; Ixodidae
Exons: 3
Coding region: 1-390 (129 amino acids)
Molecular function (GO): serine-type endopeptidase inhibitor activity
Source: RefSeq, a predicted model, not a curated record